Messenger RNA from Cephus cinctus (wheat stem sawfly), 5852 nucleotides. RefSeq names its product dnaJ homolog subfamily C member 16 (gene l(3)80Fg). The transcript has 13 exons. Lineage: Eukaryota; Metazoa; Arthropoda; Insecta; Hymenoptera; Cephidae. The record is from RefSeq and is a predicted model, not a curated record. The coding region runs from base 788 to 3526 and encodes 912 amino acids.
CGUAAAACCAAAUGAAAACGGGACUUUCUAAAGUGCCAGCUUUUUCUUCGUAAUACUCGGGACGUUAAGAUCUUCCUCGUGGGCAAUAAGAUUGAUGGUGUAGAUCGGCUUUGGAUAAUUUGUAAUAACGCGUUUUCUCGGUCAGAGAUAGCUAGACAUAAGACGCUUGAUGAACGCUUUAUUUUCUAUCGAAAUCCAAGUGUUUCUUUAGUAAUAUGGCGCGCGUCUCAAUGGAGAAUAUCGUUUCCUUCUUGGGAAUAUACCAACGCCUUGACAAGCUUCGCUUUUAACAAAUACACCCUGAAAAAAGCUUAGUGCCCUCGGUGCUACCCUGUGUACAUACGUGGAGAUGCACAGCGAGAGAGUGUUUCUACAAUCUGAUUGAUUUCUCGUUGAAAAUUUAAACGAAACAGUGCCCAAUGUGACAGAUGGUUUCUGUCAAGUGUCUCUGAAUCAUCAGAGAGAAGUUGCCGCAAUUUCGUUGAGCCCCAGAGACACCGAAAUUCCCCGUUUACUCCGGGGCCGUCUGUUCUAUUCUAUUUUCGUACCGUUUUCGUCGAGUGGCAAGCCACAAUAACCUAAGUGAUAGAAUGACUGAUAAAUAGCGUUACUUCAAUCUUUCAAAGAGCUUCAAUUACGACUGUUGAAUACGUUAGGUACGAAAAUUUCGAUUAUAACAUGGAGUGUUAUUUUCACAUAAAGAUGCAUCAGUAUCCUAUAAAGGACUGAUCACUAUUUAUAUGGACUGUAUUAAACAUACAUCAAUUUUGCUAGAUUUAUCACCAAAAUGAUUCUCUGGAAUACUUUGGAUACAUCAUUGUCAUACUUUGCUUCCUUACCAGCAGAGAAAGCAAAGGAGUAUAACUUGUGCGAGCCAUGUGAACCGAUUGUGAUUAAGAAAAAGGGCAAUUAUAUGUCGUCUGCUGCUGGGAAGUUUAUGCAGGAUAACAUUGCUAGAAGGAAGAAAGUUUUAAUAUCUGGAGACUCUUUAGCCAGAAGCAUCACUGAGUUCAUAAAAUCGAACGUCUAUCUUCGUCCAAAUCCCAAAUGCAGUGAAAAUGUUUGGAUUACUUCACUAUUGACAGUAUUGUUAAACUGUCUAACAAUUGUGUCAAAAGUAAUUAAGCAGUCAGCAAACUUAAAGAGAAAAAUGGAAAACAUAGCUCCUUUAGCAAGGCUAUCGUUUUAUUUGGCUACACUGUUUAUUGUCAUUCAAUUAUUACCACUUACUGAAGCUGGAGAGCCUUUAGGAAAUCCAUAUGAGGUUUUGGGUGUGUCGAAACAUGCAACACUGCAGGAUAUCAGAAAGGCAUAUAAACAUCUUGUUAAGGAAUGGCAUCCUGAUAAGACAGAUCAUCCAGCAGCUGAAAAUAAGUUUGUAGAAAUCACCAGAGCUUACGAACUUCUAACUGAUCCUGAAAGAAGAAGAAAAUUUGAUAAUCAUGGUAUAACAGAAGAAGGUAUGCCGCGCCAAAGAAGAGACAAUAGUCACUUUAACAUGCCAGACCCAUUUGAGGAACUAUUUACAGGAAAUUUUAAAUUUCAUUAUCAGAACCGAGACAUUACAUUAUUCCACAAAAUGAGCAUCACAUAUCGAGCCUUUGAAAACACAAUAGUUCCAAAGAGUUAUCGUACACCGCAUUUAAUUCUAUUUUAUUCGGAUUGGUGUUUUGCGUGUUUACAAGUGGAACCAACAUGGCGUCGCCUUAUGGAUGAAUUGGAGCCCCUUGGUGUCGGUUUAACAACGGCACACGCCGAGAGAGAACCAGCUUUAGCAAGAAGAUUAGGAGUGCAUUCGUUACCAUGUUUAGCCGUAACAAUAGACGGCCGCACGAGUAUUUACAAAGAAUCCUUAUUCAGUGUACAGAAAGUUGUGGAAUUCUUAAGAAGUAAAUUCCCAUACAAGCUGAUACAGAACAUUAACAAGGAUAAUAUUGAUAGCUUUUUGUCUGGUUGGGUUGACAACAGAAUACGCGCAUUAAUAUUUGAAACAAGAGAUUCCGCACGUCUACGAUAUCUACUUAUGGCUUUUCAUCAUAGAGAUCGCGUUGCCUUUGGCUUCGUACAGGUUCAUAAACCUGAAACAGUCGCCAUCACAUCGAAAUAUAAGAUCUCAGGUGAUCUAGAUACUCUUCUUUUGUUCAACGAGAAUUCUGAAAAGCCGAUGGCGUCAGUCAGCAUGAAAGAUAUACCGAGUGAGACAAUGCACAAUGUCAUUGCAAAUAAUAAAUUCCUGAUGUUGCCAAGACUUUCGAAUCAGGCGAUGCUGGAUUCCGUAUGCCCGCCUGAAUGGCAAAAACCGCAGAAACGACUUUGUGCCAUUUUAAUUUCGCAAAACAGUCCGAUACACGAUUUAGCACGACAUAAAUUCCGACAGGCUGCAGUGGAAUCGCCUUACAGCACUGAACGCGUAAGAUACACUUAUGUUUUCAAAGAAACGCAACCCGAAUUCGUAUCUGCGUUAUCAAGUGGCGAGGGUUCGCCUAUCGAACCAUUAUUACACAUUGUGAUAAUAUGGAGACGAGAUGCGAAUCAUUUAAAAUACGAAUGGCUACCGACAGGAUGGAUUGAAACAGCACAGGAUGAAAAUCAAUGGAAUGAAACUCGUAAGAAUUUGGAGCAGACUAUACAGCGAUUGUUGCGAGCAUCUGAAGCGUUGCCGUACGCUGCCGAAGUUGGAGAAUUGGCCGACGAACAUGCUCAGGGAACAGUGGAUAGAUUGAUAGGCAGAGCAUUGCUGGCUGUUGAUUACAUCUCUGAUAGUCUUACGAAGGAGCAACUGUUACCAUUGAUAUCAGUAAUAGCAACCUUGAUGUUGAUUGGAGUUGCUGGUUACGGAAUGUCUUACUUAGUAAAAUUGGAAGAGGCUAGUGUACAAGCAAAACGGGCUCAGUGUAAGGACAGCACUAAGAGCGUAGAGUCACAGCCUCAAUUGCGGCUUCAUGAAUUACGAGCGGAAAAGUAUAAUGGCUUGGUACGACUGUUGAAACCAGGUUGUCGCACAAUUAUAUUGCUAGUGGAUGUUCAAAGUAGGUUAAAGCUACUGCCAGCAUUUCACAGAGCCGUGUGGCCUUAUAGGAAAAAUAAAACUCUCAUGUUCGGACAUAUGUCUUUGGAACGAGGACUGGAUUGGUAUAAAAAGCUACUAUCACUCAGUUUACCCGAACAGAGAGAAUUAAAUAUAAAUGCAAAAAAUUGCGUGGGUACAGUCUUAUCUCUGAACGGUCAUCGUAAAUAUUUCUGCAUGUAUCAUGCGAAGCAUCCUGAGUGUAGCAAAGGAAAAGGAUUUAAGCGAAUGGAAAGGAUGACUAAACGGUUAAGUCGAAGAUCAGAGGAUGCCGAAGCUGGAGCAUUUAUUGGUUUCAACAGUUCCAGCGAUUCGGACACGUCUCAGGAUGAGGUGGAAAGUGAUGUACUGUAUCAGGAUAAACUUUUGGACGGGUUGCCAAUGUGGCUUGACAGACUGUUCGAGGGCUUGACACAUCGCUACUAUAUAAAUUACUGGCCCGACUUCACUGCCAAGUAAUAGGUGGCUGUUUCUCGUCCUGGAAGCAUAUAUGCCUUUUCGAACGAAACGUUGUUUUAAUUCUAGUCAGCAAAGCGGUUUCGGAGAUUUGAUUAAUUGUACUGGAUGUAAAGUAACGUUUGAAUAUCUUUUUCAAACAUGUAAUCCUUGUCAUGGACCUCAAUGACAAACUGUAAGUGCAGAUAUAUAAGAAUUUAGAGCUUUUUUUUCUGCAUGCUAAUUCUCGAGAUUGCAAAAGGAUAUUCGAAUGAUAUCGUACACAUGUAUGCCGUUUAAACAGAAAUGAGGGAAUUUAAUCCGUGAAAAUCAGGCCGCGCAUAAAGACAAAACAUAUUCAUUACUAAAUAUUAAUUAAUGUUAUUAACAUAAUUACGAUUUCCUAUAUAGGCCUGUGUAGCUAAGCGAUUUUAUAGGCACGCCAUUACAGACUGUCGAAGAGAAUGUACACGACGUUAAUAAUAUUAAGGGGAAAAAAAAUUAUCAUUACUUGUCUCCUUCGGUCGUCAUGGAAACUCGUAAGAAUGAUUUUGCCUUACGAGUUUAUUAUUCGUCUUGCCAGAAGCAUUCAUAAUGGGUGCAUCAUUUCAUCAUGUUAGUCAGUGAUAGAUCUAGUCAAUGCAUUAAAGUUAUGAUAACGCAUUCUCUUUGACCCAUCCUAGAUAAAAUUGCAUCACUUUUACUUGAAUAAUCGUAAUGUACAGCUGAUGAUUUCAAUGAUUUUCGUAGUCUUUAAGCGAUUCUUAUCCAAGAGAAAGUCAUAGGGGUUUAUUAUCGCGCACGUUACCGCCUCUGUAGCUUGUUUUUUUGUGACUAUUUUUCUUUUCCUUUUUCAUCAUCUUAAACGUUUUUAUACCAUUACGUAAGAUCAAAGGAAGAACUCGUCAGAAAACAUAGUGAAUGAGAAAAUUCGUCUUGCGUACGAAUCUUUCCGACUGUUGCUCCACACAAUGAAAUUGAUCGAACCGAUCGAUUAACGUAAUUAGCAAUUGUAAGUCCAAUUUCGCAAUUCUCAUUAUUGCAACAACAAAAAAAAGAAAUAUGCUUGUCAUUUGAAACCUAUCGUUAUUACUCUUAUACCGAAUAUAUUAAGGAUCCUGGAGAAAUACAUUUUUGGCAAUGUAUGUAAAUUGUCACCAUUCAUAAGAGAUUUUAGGUGCGCGCAUUAGUCAAGCUGUUUAAAUGUCAAGUCGGAAACGUGGUAAGAAACUUCGAUAAUUUUUCAUACUUUUCCAAUGCAUAUGAGAAGCACGGACCACCGAGUCGUGUGUAGAAUUUUAUGAGGAAAAUAGACAACUAGAUAAAGUAAGAAAAAUAAUAAUCCGUAGCAGAUACGCCUCUCGAUACUAGAAUGGCCACGUAUUACAUUGCCAAAUGAAUUUCUCAAUAUUACGUCUAAACACCUUAAGUGUCCAAUUCUACACGGUUUGCUAAGUUUUUAAACGUUCGUAUCGGAUUACUCGAAUCCUCUCGCUUGAAGCAUGAACGGGACAAGUCCGUAGAACCAAUUACUUCUGCCAAGCUUUAAGACAUUUUGACAAUCUUUACGAACGUAAUGGGUGUACGUAUCCAUAUCCAUCCUCGUCUAGAAAUGUGACAGGGCGAGAGCUUCAUCGCGAUUAUAAAUGGAUUAUUAUUAAUAUAAUUAAAAAAAAAAAGAUCUUGGGACACGCGAUGUCCUCGCUCCAUUACGUUGUUACACUUCUAAUAAAAAAUUUAUUAAGAUCCGCCCUCGUUCCACGUAACGUCAUGGGAUUAUCGACGUGUCGGACAUUUUUAGAAAGACCUUCGGGCGAUCAGCAUUAUCAAUUUAUAAAGGGAAACUCGAGCAAUGAUCAUAAUGAGGUCAUUUGGAUGCUUUAUGUAUAAUGAAAAUGAAUCUCUGGUGUGCGUGUGAGAAGCACGGUUGGACAGGUACGGAAAAAGAAGAUAAAAAAGUGAAGAAAAGAGAAUUUUUUUUCUCUACCUAGUGCUAUUUAUGAACAAAUAAUGGAUAAAGAAAUAUGAAUAAUAGCAGGAAAUACGUUGUAGCCGUGCUUGAUCAUACGAAUAUGACAGUUCACCAGAGGUGUGAGAUGAUGAGCCGAAAUAAUUAAAUAAAAUGUUUAUUCUGUCGAAUAAAAUUUAAGGUAAUGUUCGUGCGAUUGUCUAAAGAGAAGGUGGAUGCUCCGAUUGUUACCAUUUUUUUAUGUAUAUACUCCAGAGAGAACUGUAUUACGUAGAGGAUAGAGUCGGGACGACUUUAUAUAAUGAAUUAUUACGAUAUGAAUAUUAUAUAUAAAUUAUUACCGAUUCCGAUUAACCGAGAAAUAUAAUGUGAGAUCUUAAA